Triplophysa rosa is the source of this 1451-nucleotide messenger RNA. RefSeq names its product inhibitor of growth family, member 1 (gene ing1). Gene Ontology annotation, biological process: positive regulation of DNA-templated transcription. NCBI's taxonomy places the organism in Eukaryota, Metazoa, Chordata, Actinopteri, Cypriniformes, Nemacheilidae. Bases 149 to 1078 code for a protein of 309 amino acids. The transcript has 2 exons. The record is from RefSeq and is a predicted model, not a curated record. Gene Ontology annotation, cellular component: nucleus.
AAGAAUUCGCCGUCGAAGCGUCAUUGGUCCUGCAUACGCAGCUCACUACAAUACAAUACAACAAUUACUCGAGUAACUUUUCUUAGUAGAGAAAGAAAACAAAUCACAGUUAUACUUUUCCUUUAGUCUUUUAAAUGUGUGUGAAAAGAUGCUAAACCCUUCUGCAAACGGCGAGUCAUCCCAUGUUGUGGUGAAAUAUGUUGAGGAGUACAUGGACCUUGUCGAGUCUUUGCCGCUGGACCUACAGAGAUGUGUGUCUCACAUGAGAGAAAUAGAUGCCAGAUAUCAAGAGAUCCUCAAGGAAUUGGAUGAAAAUUAUGAAAAACAUAGACAAGAAUCAGAUCCUGUACAGAGGAAGCGCCUUCUCCACUGGAUCCAGCGGUCUUUGAUCCGCACAGAAGAAUUAGGAGAUGAGAAGAUCCAGAUCGCAGGCCAAAUGGUGGAACUGGUGGAGAACCGCUGUCGGCAGCUUGAGUGGCAGGGCGAGCAUUUCCACACCUGCCAGGACUCACCGGAAAGCAUUGUGUCUGUGGGCAGUGCCCCCAGUGCCAUAGAAACAGUACCUAUGACACCCCUCUCUUCCUCACUGCUGUCAGUGAGUAAACCAUGUGUGGAUAAAAAACGAGAUGAGGCUCUAAGCUCAGUUGACAAGUCUGGUGGAAAGCGAUCACGAAGGCAAAAGAAUGGUUCAGAGAACCGGGAAAACUCAAAUUAUGGCAUGGAGCACACUGAGGAGGUUGGUUCUUGCACGCCGAAGGAGAAAAAGGCUAAGACGUCAUCCACGUCAUCAAAGAAGAAAAAGAGGUCAAAAAGCAAGCAAGAUAGAGAGCCAUCACCAACAGAUCUUCCCAUUGACCCAAAUGAACCCACGUAUUGCCUUUGUGAGCAAGUUUCUUAUGGGGAGAUGAUAGGUUGUGAUAAUGAUGAGUGCACAAUUGAAUGGUUUCACUUCUCUUGUGUCGGUCUGCACCAUAAGCCCAAAGGAAAGUGGUACUGUCCAAAGUGCAGAGGUGACAAUGAGAAGACAAUGGACAAAGCUUUAGAGAGAUCGAAAAAAGAGCGGGCAUACAACAGGUAGUGUGCAGUUUACCCGGUUGCUGUGUUAAUUCCAUAUAGUGUGUCGGGCACUAAAAGUACCCAGUGUUUUAAGACAGGCUGUGUGAUGUUCUAAUAGAUUAGGCUUGAUCACUGGUUUGUAUAUAUUUUAGGGAUAUAGUGGAGCUAAAGGCUUAGUGAUACAAAGGGAUCACUUUUCAGCUAGCAAGUAUGUAAAAUACUCUGUUCAUAUUCAUAAGCAUUUCAUUGUUUUCAGUAACUUUGUGUUUUUGCUUUGUCUUACUGUAUGAAUGUUAAUAAGACAUAGUGCUGUUACAUGUGUUCUUCCCACCUUCUAAAGAUAACCAAGUAUUUGUCAACUCCACAUUUGCAAUGGUGACAGAUUUGUAAUGGGU